Molecule: messenger RNA, 1467 nt
Organism: Manduca sexta (tobacco hornworm)
Lineage: Eukaryota; Metazoa; Arthropoda; Insecta; Lepidoptera; Sphingidae
Product: microvitellogenin-like
Exons: 1
Coding region: 641-1402 (253 amino acids)
Cellular component (GO): extracellular region
Source: RefSeq, a predicted model, not a curated record
UCUGGGCUGGGAUAUUUAUGUAUGAACUGCAAAUACUGGUUAGGGUUCUGGGCAUUUCAGGAAGACCCUUAUUCUUAAUUCUUGUUUCACAAGACUGGUGUCUUUGAGGAUCAAAGACAACGUUAUGUGAGCUUAUAUGCAAAUCUAAUUCAUUCUGUACCAAAUUUGGCUAGUGGGUACUGAAUUUAUUAUAUUGCAACACGCUAGUUAACAGAUCUUCCUAAAAGUAGAUGUAAAGCUAAAUGAAGUCAUACUCAACUAUUGUUUCUUAUUACCAUAGUCACAAACAUUGCUAUGAGAACGCAUGAUGCGCUCGUAUGCAUAGCGUUUCCAAUUAAUAGUUUUCAUGUGAAAAAGAUCUAACAAACUCAAUGAUAUUCGGUGAUUAUUUCCCAAAAAAUGUUAUCACCUUGCUGGCGGUAAGAUAUUUGUAUCCGUUCGAAUAGCGACUGCCUUACACAAAGUGUAAAACUUUCUCGCGUUAAGAGAUUACCUUAUCUAUAAUCGGUGUCGGCCGGUAUAAUUUUACCGACUGGCAAGGGAUAAUCUUCUCAUCAAUCGAUACUCCUCCUCUAUUACACUUACUAUUAGUCAUAUUCAUUAUUAUAAUUAAUAAAAUUGAUUUCAUAGGAUCAUCAGAAUGCUUCGGAUAACCUUUCUUGUCGUACUGACGGCGCUGGCCUGCCAAGCCGCAUCCGAAGAAGACAGUACAGAUGACAAUUAUUUAUACAAUAGUAUUAUUGUCGGAGAUUACGAGGUCGCUGUAUCUAUGACCAAAGACCUGGUGAAAGAUAACAAAUUGGAGAUCAUCAGUACGACUGUACAGAGACUGAUCAACGAAAACCAACGCAACCUUGUUGACUACGCGUACUAUCUGUGGAAAGAAGGCGGUGAAGACAUCGUAAAAAAAUACUUCCCGUUACAAUUCAGAAUCAUCCUCGGCCAACAUGCUGUCAAACUGCUUAGCACGAGAGACAACAUGGUGGUUAAACUGGGGUAUCGACGUGACAGCGAUGGCGACAGGACUGCUUACGGCGACGCCAACCAUAUGAUUGGUGACAGAAUGGCCUGGAAAUUUAUUCCCGUUGAGGAUUCCCAGCUGUAUUUCAAAAUCUACCACCCGUUAACCGACCAAUACUUGAAGCUUGGUCUUGCGACUGAUAGCGAUGGAGACCAUGAAGUUUUUGGUGGAGACCUGUACGAUUCCUACCGUUUCCAAUUCUUCUUGAUACCAGCGAUGAACGGAGCCGACCUUGUGUUCUAUAUAUUCAACCGCGAGUACCAGCAGGCUCUGAAGCUGAGCAGGGCCGUGGACUCCGACGGCGACCGACAGGUGUUUUCAGAGAAGGGCAACGUCCUUAAUGAUACUUACUCCUACGGGUGGAAAAUCAAACCGUUGUAAAUUAAACACAUUAGCUGUGAUUCAUGGAUCUUAAUGAAAUAAAGCAUUGGUGCAUAGACUGCCUA